AUGUCGGGCGAACUACAACGAUUUCCUCGAAACUCUCCCACGACACAUCAACACGCAUCUUAUCACACCCUUCUACCGUCGAACCAUGGAACGACAAGAAGAAUGCCACUGCUACCAGAUCCGCCAACCACCAACCCAAUAAUACAGCUCCAUCAUCCAGGAACCCAUUUUAAAUACAGGCCAUUACAACCCAUCAUCCCAGGCAACAACCACAAUAAAAACAACAAUACGAAAAAUAACGUGAAACGCAACCCAAACAACAACAACAACAACAACAAGAAUAACAACACCAAAACCGCCCAACAUCAUCAUCAUCGAAUGGACAACAACAAAUUUCAACAAAUCAGAACAACUGCUAGACUCAUCUACAAAAAAACACAAAUCACCCAUCACAUAAACAACUGGAAAGAAGACAAAGUGAAGGUCCUCAAAACAACAAUUAACAACCUAAAGGACAACAUCAACCCACCCAAGAAGAACGACACAUUCAACCAAGCAAUUACAGAAAUUCUCGACAACACAUAUAAAACCAUCAAAAACACGAUCAUCGACCAUCUCAACAACGAACUUUCCAUCCACAACACCAUAAACUACGAAAACAUCGACCUGAUAGAUGAUACAAAACCUAUCGAAGACCACAUCAGGUUCCUCCAGAGAAAUAAAAACUUUCAUAACCACAAAGAAAACGUAGAUGACAUCGUAAAAAACGAAAUUAAAAGAAUCAAAGCCAUCAUAUCCAACAACAAUAGCAACAACAAUACAAAAUACAACACAAAUAAUAAAGACUCCAUCAUCACUAGCACGCCCAUUAAUAACCACGACGACAACUACGACGACAUCAGCAACACGAUCAACAACAACAUUGAGCACAAUAAUAAUAAUAACUGUAAUGAUAAUAAUAAUAAUAAUAACGAUAAUAAUAAUAAUGAAUCAGAUAACCACAACAACAACAAUACCAACAAUAACAAUAGCACAACAGAAUCUGAUAAUAGCAUUUCAAAUGAGGUGACAAACAACCAAGACGCCAACAACAACAACCAGAACAACAACAACGAGAACAUUCUCCAAACCGGAAACAAAAACAACAACAACAAAUUCAUAAUCGUUCGACCAUACAACAGACAACUUAACUCAUUCUACGAAGAAAUCAUCACCACUCUAAUUCUACAUGGAUGCAUCCAAAACCACAACGACAUCCUACAAGCAUACACAAUCAACAAACCACUACGCCGCAUACUAUUUAGGCACUGA
Messenger RNA from Helobdella robusta, 1251 nucleotides. RefSeq lists its product as hypothetical. The record is from RefSeq and is a predicted model, not a curated record. Bases 1 to 1251 code for a protein of 416 amino acids. The transcript is spliced from 2 exons. Lineage: Eukaryota; Metazoa; Annelida; Clitellata; Rhynchobdellida; Glossiphoniidae.